AUGUCAAUAAUCAAGGGAGCCUUGCUCGAUCUCAGCGGCACACUCCACAUUGACAAGGUCGCGACACCCAACGCAGUCGCAGCGCUAAAGAAGCUGCGUGCUGCCGGCGUCAAGGUACGGUUUGUCACGAACUCGACCAAGACCAGCGAUGAGCGCCUCUACGCAAAGCUGACCAAGCUUGGAUUCGAACUCGACCGAACUGAGAUAUUUACAUCGCUGAGUGCAGCCAAGCGACUGGUCCAAGAGCACAGCCACCGGCCGCUGCUGCUGCUAGAGGACGAGGCUCUGGAGCAGUUCACCGAUAUCGACCAGUCGGAGCCGCACACAGCCGUGGUGCUUGGCCUCGCACCAUCCAAGCUCGACUACGCCAACAUGAACCGGGCCUUCACCGCACUGAUGAACGGAGCAGAGCUGAUCGGCAUUCACCGCGCCAAGUACUUUGCAUCGUCUGAAAACACGCUGUCUAUUGGCCCAGGCGGGUUCAUUGCUGCGUUGGAGUACGCGACAGGCAAGCAAGGGGUGCUUGUUGGCAAGCCCAAGAAGGAGUUUUAUGAGCUGGCGCUCAGAGAUAUCGGACUGCUUGACCAGCCUGGAUCGGUGGCCAUGGUUGGCGAUGAUGUGCUGGCUGAUUUAGGCGGUGGAGCACAGGAGCUUGGGCUCAAGCGAAUCCUGGUUCGUACAGGAAAGUACAUGGCCAACGAUGAGGCCAAGGCCGAGGUCCCUCUGGACGGCACAUUUGACACAUUUGCCGAUGCUGUCGACAAAAUGGUUAGCUGGUAG
Molecule: messenger RNA, 780 nt
Organism: Linderina pennispora
Lineage: Eukaryota; Fungi; Kickxellomycota; Kickxellomycetes; Kickxellales; Kickxellaceae
Product: haloacid dehalogenase-like hydrolase domain-containing protein 2-like protein
Exons: 1
Coding region: 1-780 (259 amino acids)
Biological process (GO): dephosphorylation
Molecular function (GO): phosphatase activity
Source: RefSeq, a predicted model, not a curated record